Molecule: messenger RNA, 2862 nt
Organism: Centruroides sculpturatus (bark scorpion)
Lineage: Eukaryota; Metazoa; Arthropoda; Arachnida; Scorpiones; Buthidae
Gene: Sec3
Product: exocyst complex component 1-like
Exons: 23
Biological process (GO): exocytosis; Golgi to plasma membrane transport
Cellular component (GO): exocyst; plasma membrane
Molecular function (GO): phosphatidylinositol-4,5-bisphosphate binding
Source: RefSeq, a predicted model, not a curated record
UAGCGACAUCUGACAACGAAAUAUUGAACUAUCAGAUGGUGUGACUCGAAAUGGGGCCGAUGCUUACGUUUAUUUACUUUUCGAGCAACUUUCAAAAUUAAAUAAGUAAUUAUGACUGCCAUCAGGCAUAAUCUUCAGCGGGACGUUUUUCUCCCGAGUGAUGAAAGACUAGUCGGUGUGGUCUACGUUGCAAAAGCUAGUAAGAAGAAGAAAACUGGUUUCCUAUGUGCUGUCAUUAGUACAGAAAAACCAGUCCAAGUGACCAUCUAUCAACUGAAGAAAUCCGAGAAGGAUACAUAUAAAAAGAAAUCUGCAUGGCCUCUGAGAGAUUUAAAAGUUGUCGAUGGAAAAAAUGAACACAAAGAGACAGCGGAAUUUGAUCUGCAGUUUGAAAGAUUGUAUAAAUGGGUUGCUAGCAGUACCCAAGAGAAGAAUGCAUUUAUUAGUUGUCUGUGGAAACUCUGCUGUCAUCAUUUACCAAGACAAAAGCCAAACUUCAUUAAUAUUCCAAAAAUUUUGAUUGAAGAAACUACUCCAAUCAAUGAUGUUGGGGUAGUAACAGAGCAGCUUGGAGAAGGACAGUCUAUGAUUGAAGCAGAAGAUUACGAGGCACUUACAGGAAGAGAAGAGGCUGAUUUAGAACGAUUAAUGACACAAUGUGAAUUUGCAAUUUGUAAUGCUGAAGCUUUUACUGAACAGUUGGCAAGAGAACUUUCUGUUUUGGAUGCUACCAAUGUUCACACAAUUAUGGCAUCUGAACAAAAGAUGCAAGCUCUUAUGCAGAUGUUACAAGAAGCAAUUGAUGAAGCAACUCAGUUAGAAAAUUAUUUAGAUGCUUAUGAUAAUAUGUUAAAGAAUGUGCGUGACAGUGUUUUACAUAUGAAAGAAAAAGAUGCUCUUAUUCAGAUUCAGAAUAUGAAUAAUGUAAAGUUGUUGACAGAAUUACAAAAUUUAAUUAAUCAAUUAGAUCUUUCUCAUAAUCAUAAAAUGAGUCUUAUCGAAGGAGAUUUAAAAAGCCCGGAAGCCAUCAUGAACUGCACGCUAGCCGCUAAAGCACUUCAGAAUGCUAUGAAUGCCCAGAUUCAUCCAAGUUUGACAAAAAUGGCAGCAUAUCAAGAACAGCGAAAACUUUUCGUAAAACUGUGUACGAAAUUCUCGACUAAAAUUAAAAGUCAUUUGGUUAAUUUGUUUAAUCAUUUGGGCAAUGAAUUAGGAGAAACUUUGAGUUUCUUUGCUCAAGAAUUAACUUUGCCAACCCACACAGCUUGUCAUAAUGAAUUACUACCAUAUACAGAGUUAAUACAUUGGUUAAAAGUUGCAGAUUAUUCAUGCUUUUCUCAUUUAGUUGAGGUGUACACUUCAUCUCUAAGUAAGUUGUAUGAAAAAGAGAUUAAGAAUUUUUUUGAAUUGGCUAAAGAAAGGAUAUCUGGUAAAAGUGCAGAUAAAAGAGCUCGCGUGUCAGGCUCGAGUCAAGAUUUAGGAGGUAAAGUGAGCACAAAACAGUGGUCGUCUUCAUUGCUGGGAAUGGAUCCGGAACAUUUUGGUUCGGAACUAGAUUUGGCAGAGAGAGAACUGUUUGAUAAGUUGAUUGAACAAAUGCUGAGUGCUUUGGAGCCAGUUUGUUUAGCAGAACAAAACUUUUGCAUUAAAUUUUUUGGUCUUGGUUCUGACAUUCAUUCCUCAUCCUCUCACGUCAGUCAGCUUUCGAAUCAACCAAAUACGGUCAGUCGUACUCCGAGUAGUUCCAACCUAAGCAGAACAAACAGUGAAGAAUUGUUGUCGAAUGCACAAAAGAAACAAAUCAAUGAAGAAUUAAGGAAAAUGAUGGCCGAACUGUUUGCAGUUUUAGAACCGGAACUAACAAAUUUCAUUACAUUUUAUGAUAAAAUGGAUGGUUUCUAUUCCAUGUAUCUGUUGGUUCGACUGAGUCAGCAUGUGAUGUCUGCCCAAGAUACGGGAUCGUUCCUGAGUAAAAUAUUUGGCAUCGCACUGGUACAGGCCAAGAGAAAUUUUGACAAGUUUAUGUGUAGUAAGGUUCGCUUACUUGACAGCUUACCUCUACCAAGCCUUAUGAUUGUAAAAUAAUUUAUUCUUGCACAAAAUUUUAUUUUUUCAUUUUUUUUUUAAAGAUUAAGAAUUUUCUGUUUUCUUUGAAAGGAUUUUGCCCUCCAAGCCGAGACCAUAUUUAAAGAAUCGGAACGUCGUACGGACCUGGAUCGUUGGUACACCAAGUUAAUCCACGCCAUGUUCGACGAGAUAGCCAGGGUGGCCAUAGAACACCAAAAAACGCCGCAGGAAGUCGUGCUAAUGGAGAAUUUUCAUCAUUUAUAUACUUUGUUAUACCAAUUGAAAAUCGGUUGCUUGGAAAGCGAAAGGAAGGAAGCCAAACAGAAAUACAACGAGGCCCUACAGGCCUACGUCACGCAUUAUUUUGGACGACCUUUGGAAAAAUUAAACUUAUUCUUCGAAGGUGUUCAGUCAAAGGUGGCACAAGGCGUCAAAGAAGAGGAAGUGGGAUAUCAAUUAGCAUUUAGUAAGCAGGAAUUGAGAAAAGUCAUCAAGGAAUAUCCCGGAAAAGAAGUUAAGAAAGGUUUGGAGAAUUUAUAUAGAAAAGUGGAAAAACAUCUUUGCGAAGAAGAAAAUCUGCUUCAAGUGGUGUGGCAUUCCAUGCAGGACGAGUUCAUUCGUCAGUACAAGUACAUCGAAAGUCUGAUCGAGCGCUGUUAUCCGGGUUCCAUGAUAACGCUAGAAUUCUCCAUCGUGGACAUUUUGAAUUUCUUCUCCGACAUCGCUCGUUCUCAUUAAGUUAUUCUCAUUCCUCUGUAAUUAAAUUUUCUUACAUAAAAUAAGUAUAAAAAGUUA